Molecule: messenger RNA, 1666 nt
Organism: Carassius gibelio (silver crucian carp)
Lineage: Eukaryota; Metazoa; Chordata; Actinopteri; Cypriniformes; Cyprinidae
Product: tumor necrosis factor receptor superfamily member 4
Exons: 6
Coding region: 64-729 (221 amino acids)
Biological process (GO): negative regulation of apoptotic process
Cellular component (GO): external side of plasma membrane
Molecular function (GO): protein binding
Source: RefSeq, a predicted model, not a curated record
AGCAGCACUUCUCACUUCCCCAAACUCUCUGACCGGACAUCGCGGCGGGUCGCCGGAGGACAGAUGAGCAAGAAGAUGCUUGCCUUGCUCAGUGUCCUCCUGCUCUCAUCACAUGUCCUUCCUCUCGUCCAGUCACUGCAGUGCGAUGAAAGAACAGAGUAUUUGGACGGCAACCGGUGCUGCAAAAAAUGUAAACCAGGGGAGCUUAUGAUGAAGAAAUGUGAAGGAAAAACUGAAACUGUGUGCGAGCCAUGUGGAAAUGGCUACUUCACGGACGACUAUAAUAUCAAUUACCAAUGGUGCAAACAUUGCACGACGUGCACCAAGGAAAAUAUGAAGUAUAUGAAGGACUGUACGGUGACAAGCGAUGCAAACUGCACAUGUGAAGACGGCUACAGAUGCAGUGACAGCAAAUGCGAGUCGUGUGAGAAAAUUCAGACAACUACUGUUACUACUCCUCCUUCUACUAAAACAAUAUCGCCCACCCAUGAUAAUGUGUGGAUCUCGGUGAGUCUGUGUUUUGCGUGUGUGUGUGUGUGCGCUCUGCUCACCUGUUUCCUUCUCAUCAGCAGACAUGCACGACCAUGUGGACGGAUCAUGUCGACAUCAAUCGGUCUCUGCUCCUCCGACAAGAGCAGCCUUGGUUCCAGUCAGUGCACAGAGGAAGAGGAGGUACCAAUGCCAGUGCAGGAGGUUUGUGGAAAGACUGAAAAACUGGAGGAUGUCUGAGAAAAGAGCAGGAAGAAGACCGCUGAUGCGUCUAUGGAUUGAGUAUUUACUCUAAUACAAACCUGCUGCUGCCAUUUACAUAAGAGAAAAUGUGCACUCAUCAGGUGGCCCAUAUGAAGGUUCUGUGAGAAUGACUGUCCUUCGUGAGAAAUGCUGAGAUAGAGAGAGAUUUGAGUUACCACCGCACACAAGGAGACACUGAACACAGAGCUAAUCUUUUUCAACAAAUGAAGGUUUUAUUCUCUGCACACUUGUUUGUAUUUAUAAUUGGGUGGUUUUUGCACAAGAAGCCCAUGGACUUUUUCAAAUCAAGAUUUUAUGUUAAAAUGUAUAUGAAUGUAAAGUUUGAAGUUUUUCACUAUUUUUUUUAAUGACUAAAAAUAUGCCUCAAAAAAUAUUAUGAAGAAGCUGCAUGUAUAAUAUGAUCACAGAAUGAACACAGUGUUUCCAAAUCUAAGAUAUAUAGCAUGUCACAUAUAAGAAGUAUUUUUUUUUGUCAGCUACCUGGUUGCUAAAAUAGAAAAUUGUAGUUGGAUUUGUAUUUGCUAUCUUGCAGUGAAGUACUCAGGGAAACAUAUAAAAAAAAAUAAACUUUUAUUGAUUUUAUUGCACUUUACAAUUAAUAUCAAGCAUAAAAAAAAUUUAUAUUACAGUGAAUAUAAAACAUAAUACAUGAUCAAACGAUUGCUGCCGCAUGUGCUUAUACACUUCUGAAUGAAGAAAUGAUGUUGACAUUUCCAGACCACCAUCUAAAUGUCAGGGCUUUUUGAAGGUACAAUCCAUCAUGCCACCAAAGAAAUGAGGAAGAACACUGACAACAUUAUCCAAGGAUAUGAUACGAUCGAACACUGAUAACCUGCAUGAUUAACUGCGAUUAAUAAGAGUUACAAAUAAAUACAAAUGUUUUGUGACUUGAAUAAACUUUACAUAAAAUAAA